AUGAAUCCAGCCAGAGACCAGGAUCAAGCGGCCAGGCCGAUGUCGUCCGAUGUUCCACCUCCUCCAUAUCAAGACUUCACGGACGUGUUUAGUAAAGCCUCUGCUGACAUCCUUCCUCCUCAUAGAGAAUGGGACUGCCUAAUCGAACUCAUUUCAGGGAAGGUUCCACCUCAAGGCCGAACUUAUCCGUUGUCUCUGCCCGAGACACACUCCUUGGAGGAGUACAUCAAAGAGAACUUAGCAAAGGGUUUCAUCCAACCUUCUUCUUCUCCAGCAGGCGCAGGUUUCUUUUUCGUUAAAAAGAAGGAUGAUGGCCUGCGGCCGUGCAUCGACUAUAGAGGUCUGAAUGAUAUUACCGUCAAGAACCGGUUCGACUUUAAACUCCAGUUCUGUCCAGGCUCUCAGAACCGCAAGGCUGAUGCCUUUACCUGCUCAUGGGAGCAAGGAAAUGAGUCAGAGUCUGCGGACAAGCAUCCUAUCAUUAAUCCGUUGGCAUUCUCCACGAUUAACAGGAACCCAGACAUUCUGCCCAAUAUUACGCUUGGUUACCAUUUGUAUGAUUCAUGCGGAAGAGAGAAUAAAGCUGUGGAAGAUGUUUUGCAGAUAUUAUCUGGACACAGAGAGACCAUUCCUAAUUACAGGUGUAUGGAACAUGAUAAAGUAGCUGGGUUUAUUGGAGAUCUCAACUCUCAUACCACUCUUGCAAUGGCACAGUUGUUGAACGUAUUUGGGUAUGCACAGGUCAGUUACGGUGCAAGAGACCCUGCGCUGAGUGAUAGAAUGGUAUACCCACAUUUCGUUCGUACAAUUCAUAGUGACCAGAUGCAAUAUUUGGCAACUGUAAAGUUAUUGAAACUAUUUGGAUGGAAUUGGGUUGGGAUCAUUUCACCAGGUGGUGAAUCUGGAGAGCAUGAGCUCCGUCAACUGAGCAGACAGUUAAUUACUCAUGGGAUAUGUAUUGAAUUCAAAAUAAAAUAUAUUGCUGAAAAUAAGUAUUCAUUUUAUAGGAAUAUUAUUAAGAAUUCAUCUACUGAGAUUAUAAUUAUUUGUGGCACAAAUGUCAUCUACUCUGUAACUUUUAUCCAUAGACUGGCACAUUUAACUGCUAAUAAAACAUUUAUUUUUCCAGCUUCAUGGUCAAUUGUACCAGAGCUUGCAAUGCCCAAUAAGUUGGGAGCACGCAUUAACUGCACUCUUGUGUUUACGCUUCCUCCAUGUAACAUCCCUGGAGCACAGGAGUUUCUAGAUGAUGUUAAUCCCCCAAACAUUUCACUUGACCCAUUAAUGGAGGAUAUCUGGAUAACUGAAUUUCGCUGCCGGACUAGAAAUGAAUUAAAAAAUGCAAUUAUUCCAAUCAUAACUCAGUUACCCCCUCAAAAGGAUCCUGGGGAGAUCAGCCUUCAAGGUCAUACUAAUUAUUAUAUGGAUGCAAUACCCUACCGAGUGUAUAUUGCUGUGUUUACUAUGGCUCAAGCUUUGUAUGAUAUGUAUUUAUUUUUAAGCAAUAAUGGAACAAGGAAAAAAGGUAAAAUAAAAGAAUACAGGAUACCACAAGGACAAUGUUCUGAAAAGUGUCUCAAUGGAUUUAGAAAAGCACCAAGGGAAGGAUACCAUGCAUGUUGCUAUGACUGUGUGCCGUGUUCAGAAGGAGAAAUAUCUAAUAAGUCUGACAAUGAAAACUGCAUGAAGUGCAGCAAUACUGAAAUGCCAAACAAUGCUAAAAACCAAUGUAUUGCCAAAGCACAAGAGUUUCUCUCAUAUGAAGUGGACAUGAUAACCAUUGUGUUUUCUGGCAUAGCUGUAUUAUUUUCUGCUAUAAUUGUCCUCAUUAUUGGAAUAUUUAUUUACUUCCGUAACAGCCAAAUUGUCAGAGCUAAUAAUCAGAACCUCAGCUUUGUUCUCCUCAUUUCUCUAAAGUUGAGUUUACUCUGUGUAUUUCUCUUCUUUGGUCGCCCAGUGGAUAUAACCUGCAUGCUGCGGCAGAUCUGCUUUGGAAUCAUAUUUACUGUUGCUGUGUCUUCUAUCCUGGCCAAGACUAUCACAGUUUGCAUUGCUUUUAAGGCAACAAGACCUGGAAGCUACUGGAGAAAAUGGAUGGGAGUCAAACUACCAAAUUCCUUAGUGGUAAUCUGCUCAUCUGUACAGGUCCUGAAUGGUGUCAUCUGGUUGUCAGUUUCUCCUCCUUUUCAAGAGUUUAACAUGGACACAUAUCCUGGGACUAUCAUCAUCCAAUGUAAUGAGGGUUCUGUGCUGGCCUUUUAUUUCAUGUUGGGUUACAUGGGAUUCCUGGCAGCUGUGAGCUUUGUACUGGCUUUCAUGGUGAGGACAUUACCUGACAUCUACAAUGAGGCCACAUACAUUACAUUCAGCAUGCUGGUGUUCUGCAGUGUGUGGGUCUGUGCCAUCCCAGCCUAUCUGAGCAGUAGGGGGAAACAUAUGGUCAUUGUAGAGGUGUUUGCUAUAUUAGCCUCAUGUAUUGGGAUAUUAAGCUGUAUAUUCUUCCCUAAAUGCUGCAAUAUAUUGAUGAGACCUGAAACAAAUAAAAAAUAA
Messenger RNA from Pseudophryne corroboree (corroboree frog), 2550 nucleotides. RefSeq names its product vomeronasal type-2 receptor 116-like. The record is from RefSeq and is a predicted model, not a curated record. Gene Ontology annotation, cellular component: plasma membrane. The coding region runs from base 1 to 2550 and encodes 849 amino acids. NCBI's taxonomy places the organism in Eukaryota, Metazoa, Chordata, Amphibia, Anura, Myobatrachidae. The transcript has 7 exons. Gene Ontology annotation, molecular function: G protein-coupled receptor activity. Gene Ontology annotation, biological process: G protein-coupled receptor signaling pathway.